Molecule: messenger RNA, 1050 nt
Organism: Diaporthe citri
Lineage: Eukaryota; Fungi; Ascomycota; Sordariomycetes; Diaporthales; Diaporthaceae
Exons: 1
Coding region: 1-1050 (349 amino acids)
Cellular component (GO): Prp19 complex; catalytic step 2 spliceosome; post-mRNA release spliceosomal complex
Source: RefSeq, a predicted model, not a curated record
AUGCCCCCAGCAAAGAAGAGAAAGACUGCAAAGACCGCAAAGGGCGGCAAGAAGGGGCAAGUAGUGACUUCGACAGCGGAAGAAUCGUCACCACCACCUGCCGACCCGCAGCAGCCAGCGCCGCCGUCACCAAAACCGACAUCACCAUCACUACCAACCACAACAACAACCGAGAAGGCGCAAACUCCACCGGCGCCUUCAGAAGAGGUGCCUCCUCCCGCACCAGCAGAUGAGCAACCGAGCACAGAAGAUGCGCCAGAACCCCCCGCCACGGCCGGCCCGGCCGCCAGCACCUCCUCGAUCCAAGACCGCAUGGCACGCUUCCGCGCCCUCCAGACCCGCGCAAAGUCCUCCUCGGCGUCCAACCUCUCCGCCGCCCAGACCGAGGCCCACCGCCUGGCCAACGACCCGGCGCAGCUGGCCGCGAUCCAGCGCAAGUCGGCGGUGGCGACGAACAAGCUGCUGAAAGCGGACGUCGAGGACGGCGGCGGCGACUUCGAGCGCAAGCGGGCGUGGGACUGGACGGUGGACGAGUCGGAGAAGUGGGACCGCCGCGUGGCCAAGAAGGAGCGCCACCGCGACGACAAUGCCUUCUCCGACUACGGCCGCGAGGCCAACAAGAUCUACAAGCGCCAGCUGCGCAACCUCGGCGACCCGGACCUGGAGCGCUACACGCGCGAGAAGAUGCGCGCCAUCGACGAGGCCGCCGCCCGCGGGACGCUGGAGCUGGUCGAGACCGAGGACGGCGAGAUGGUCGCCGUCGACAAGGACGGCACCUUCUACGGCGGCAGCGGCGGCGGCGACGCCCUCGCCGGCUUCGCGGACAGCAAGCCCGACAAGAAGGCCGUCGACCGACUCGUCGGCGAGCUCAAGAAGGCGGAGGAGGUCGCCAACAAAAAGAGGCGGGAGCGCCAGGCCCGCAACGGCGACGACGCAGACGUCACGUACAUCAACGACAAGAACAAGCAGUUCAACCAGAAGCUGUCGCGCUUCUACAACAAGUACACGGCCGAGAUCAGGGACAGCUUCGAGCGGGGCACCAUGAUCUGA